Halteromyces radiatus is the source of this 498-nucleotide messenger RNA. RefSeq names its product PSP1 C-terminal conserved region-domain-containing protein. Bases 1 to 498 code for a protein of 165 amino acids. The transcript has 3 exons. The record is from RefSeq and is a predicted model, not a curated record. Lineage: Eukaryota; Fungi; Mucoromycota; Mucoromycetes; Mucorales; Cunninghamellaceae. Gene Ontology annotation, cellular component: cytoplasm.
AUGGUGGAAUUCAAGGCAGGGCGUGCUGAAAUCUAUUACAGUUCUUGUCCAGUCAAUCAAGAUGAUUGGGUUAUUGUGGAAGCUGAUCGCGGUAGAGAUUUAGGCAAAGUGGUAGCUAAAGAUUUACCUUUGGAUCAAUCUUCACAAUCGACUUCAGUAUUGAUAUCAGAUCAUCCUCCUUCCCCUUCGGCUUCAUCAUCAUCUACUUCCUCAUCCUCUUCAUCUUGCUCCUCAUUACCAUUACCGAAACAGAUUUGUCGUCUUGCCACUCCUUCAGAAAUUACAUUGUUAGUCACCAAGCGUCAUGAUGAACAAAAGGCCCUCUUGAUUUGUCAAACUAAAAGCAAGCAAAAGAAUUUAUUAAUGGAUAUUGUCGAUGCUGAAUACCAAUGGGACCGUCGCAAAUUGACCUUUUACUUUAUUGCCGAAAGAAGGGUUGACUUUAGAGAAUUGGUUAGAGAUUUAUUCAAGAUUUACAAGACAAGAAUCUGGAUGUAA